AAUAGAUAAAUAUAUGCAUCUAUUUAUGCGUACAUUCAUAUGUAUUUAAAUAAAUUUGAAUUUGUGGUGCUUUAUACAAAUUUAACAUGUCCGAUUACGGUGGAAAAGGUUAUACACCUUUAUCGCAAAAUGUAAGUAACACCGAUACUGAAGACGAAGAAGAUUGUUUAGCUCAACCAAAUGAUAUUCCCAAGGAUGUUGUCGGUGAUAUACAAUCGCAAUCAACUACUAUUCAUGAAAAUGGAGUAUAUUAUCCAUUGGAUGAAACAAGGAAUUUAGCAAAUCGUUCAAAAAAUGGACAAAAUAUGCUUAAAUAUUAUAGAGAUGAUAUACCUAUAAUGGUAGUCGAGGGCAAUGACCAAAAUGACUUGUGGAAAAGACGUGAUAUGUCUCCCUUAUGACGAUUUUGUUUGGUUGCUUCUAUAUUAUUAUGUGUUGUAACAAUAAUUAUAUUUCUGUAUGUUUUACCUUGUGACAAUUCAAUGGUAUGUCCUUCAAUAAAUGAACCCCAAUCAUCUAGUUCUUGGGACAAAAUUUUACAAGGAGUAGAAUUACAUGGCCCUAUCUCCAUUAUUCAUGGAAAUCCUUCAAAUCUCAUAUUUCUUGUUCGUGGACAACGAUAUAGAGAAAAUGAUACAAAUGAUGAUCAAGGACAAAUAUCAGCAGAAGGAGGAGGAGUUAUGUCAAUGCAAGGAAAUAGUGGUUUACCAUUAUGGUUGGUUUCUUUGAAGAGACCGCCUACUGAAAUUGACUGCAUUUCAAUUGAUACUGAUCGUUCUGGAAAACCAGAUUGUAUUGUUGCUGGUGAUCAUGGCCUUUUGGCUAGUAUUGAACCUAUUGCAGGCACUAUACAUUGGAGUUCAAAAAUUUAUACAUUUGAAAAGCUACCUCUUAUUUUAUCAGAUAUUGAUUCAGAUGCAGUAGAAGAUUUUUUAAGCGUAGAAAUAGGAACAAAAAAUAUGCCUAAUCUUGUUCUUUUAUCUGGAGGAACUGGUCAUCUUUUAGGACGAUACUCACCUAGAAAUUGUUCAUCUAUUGAUAUAAAUAAUCAUGUCUUUAAUAAUACUAUAUCCUAUAUUUGCUAUGAUAAUAAGGGAAAAAGUAUGGUUAAAACCAUGACUAUUACAGGAUUGUUACAUGCUAUGAAAUUAUCAGAAUAUAAAAAAUUAAUAAUGAAACCAACAGUGACUUUUCAUACCUUUAAGACUUUAAAAUUCAAUAAUGAAGAAAAUAAUUGGAGACCAACACCAUAUCACUAUUUAUUCAUUGAAAAUAAAGGAUUAUGUCCGGGAGAAUAUUGCAAAGCUAGUGUAAAUCUAACAUUGCAAAAACAUGGGAAUCAAACAGUAAUAAUAUGGGAUUAUGUUAGUUUAAAUUCUUUUGUAUCAAAACCAGCUUUCCUGAUUAUACCUGGAAAACGUUAUACUUAUAGAUUUGCCAUUAAAUUUUGGGAGUGGAUUAAUUCUACAUCUGAACAUACAGGAAAAGUGUCUAUUACAGAAAGAAGGCUAAUAGAAAGAGUAUUAAUAGUUUUUGUAAAUUAUACAGAUGUACAAGUUAGAAAUGCAAGUCAAACAGAUAUUAUUCAGUUAUGUCAAGAUAUAGAUUGUCAACCAAAUUUAAGUUUGCGUGCUCAUUUUAGUUCACUCAAAAUUGAUUAUAUUAGUAAAGACGGAUUACCAGAAUUAAUAACAUACUGGUCUUCAUAUGAUAUAGAAGCACCAAAGGUAUUAACAUCAAAAGUACAAGUUGUAAAAUUAGAUUCACUUGUAAUGGGCUUAUCACGUGCAAGUAUAUAAUUUUUUGUUUAUUUAGUGAUUACUAGUUUGUAGACAAACUUAUUAUUUAAAUCUGCAAUAUAAAAUUAUUAAUAAACAUUAUAACAACGAGACGAAAACAUUUGUUUCGUGAUUAUAUUUAAGUCUGCUAAUAUAACUAGUGCAACCAUUAAUAAAUGGUAUUUGGCCAUAAAUUUAUUAGAACUAGUCAACAAUUGAUAGUAAU
This is a messenger RNA of Eufriesea mexicana, 2004 nucleotides long. RefSeq lists its product as uncharacterized. The transcript has 4 exons. Lineage: Eukaryota; Metazoa; Arthropoda; Insecta; Hymenoptera; Apidae. The record is from RefSeq and is a predicted model, not a curated record.